AAUCUCAAUUUUCUGCAAAAUAAUAACAUCAAUGAAUUCACGCCAUCAUUGGGCAUAUUCAACCGGUGCACCAGAAUAUACCAAUUAAACCGAUUGCAAACAGAGUGCGCGCCGUUUGUCUCCGGUUUAGAUCAGGAAAACAAUUCAUUUCCCAACGCAUGGAAAGCGUCGCUAAUAUUUUAUACGAUCGGCGUUUGUGUUAUGAGUCUCACGAUUAUCGCCAGCCUUUUAGGCUGGGGCACCGAUCGAGUUGAACGUGUUUGCGGUGUGAAAGCCGACCCUUUCCUACUCGGAGACUGCACUAUAGGUUGGGGCUUGUAUUUGGCAGUGGGCAGUACAGUGGCCACGUUCAUUUGCGCCAUUCUGUCCAUUCAGGCUGAGAUCUCCACCUCGUCCGACAAAGUCCAGGAUGAGAUACUUGACGGCAAAAAUUUGAUUUGUUUGCUCUAACAUUAGUGGCAAAUAUCAAUUAAAAUCUACACAGAAUUAUAUA
This is a messenger RNA of Medioppia subpectinata, 493 nucleotides long. The record is from the annotation of a GenBank genome assembly. Lineage: Eukaryota; Metazoa; Arthropoda; Arachnida; Sarcoptiformes; Oppiidae.